Molecule: messenger RNA, 1450 nt
Organism: Tachysurus fulvidraco (yellow catfish)
Lineage: Eukaryota; Metazoa; Chordata; Actinopteri; Siluriformes; Bagridae
Gene: pnp6
Product: purine nucleoside phosphorylase 6
Exons: 6
Coding region: 146-1012 (288 amino acids)
Biological process (GO): nucleoside metabolic process
Cellular component (GO): cytoplasm
Molecular function (GO): purine-nucleoside phosphorylase activity
Source: RefSeq, a predicted model, not a curated record
CCACCUCCAACACGCCAUUCCCUGUAUGAUAACGCGUUUGUGACCCGUCUCUUGUCUGCAAUUAUCUUUACUAAUCCACCCGUAGCGGAAAGUAUAAAGUCGUCAUUUAUUCUACGCGUUUCGGUGAUUCUGCACCGCAGCCGCUAUGGACAUGUCCGCGUCCAGCCAGUGCAGGUACAAAUAUGAAGAAUGCCAAAAGACAGUAGAUUGGCUACUGGGUCACACAAACAUCCGGCCAAAAAUUGCCAUUAUCUGUGGAUCAGGUCUUGGAGGCCUGUCUGACCUGCUGAACAACAGCAUUGCGUUUCCUUAUAAGGACAUCCCACAUUUCCCCCACAGUACAGUUGCAGGACAUGCAGGACAGCUUGUGUUCGGCGAGCUGAAAGGAAAGCAGUGUGUUUGCAUGAAAGGUCGCUUUCACUUCUAUGAGGGCUAUGACAUUGCCAUGGUCACAUAUCCAGUCCGUGUCUUUUUCCUUCUUGGAAUCAAGACUUUGAUUGUUACAAAUGCUGCAGGAGGAAUAAACUCUCAUUUUAAGGUGGGAGAUAUUAUGAUGAUCACGGACCACAUCAAUAUUCCUGGCUUUGCAGGCCAGAAUCCUUUGUGUGGCCCAAAUGAAGAGAGGUUUGGUGUACGCUUUCCCUGCAUGUCUGAUGCAUAUGAUAAAGACCUGGUCAAGCUAGCCGAGCAGACAGCUGAGGAGCAGGGCUGUGCUAACUUUCUUCAACAGGGAGUCUACUGUAUGGUGGCUGGACCUAACUAUGAAACUGUGGCUGAAUGUAAAAUUCUUCAGUUGCUGGGGGCAGAUGCUGUAGGUAUGAGCACAGUGCCUGAGGUGGUGGUGGCACGUCACUGUGGCCUGCGUGUCUUUGGCCUCUCCCUCAUCACCAACAUGGUAGUGUCUGACUACAACAGUAGGGAACUCAUCAACCAUGAAGAGGUUCUUCAGACCACACACAUGCGUUCACAAGAUGUUCAACGCUUGAUCAGUCAUCUCGUGGAAAAGAUUUAAAGUCAUGAUUAUUGGUGACCAGGCGAUGCAAGCUACCUAACAAUGAUGUCUAAAAUGCUACAAUGAUAUAUCUACAGCCAGCAGCCAUGUAUUCAAUUAUUCUGAAACCCUAAAACAAAUAUAUACUGUAUAAUAUAUAUUUUUGUACUAAUCACUUAAACACCUAAAGGACACACAUCAUGAAUAUGUAAUAUUUUACAAUAUGCUAUCAAGCAAAAACAAAUUAUUUGUCACAUUAGUGUAGAACACUGUGAAUAGCACAAAAUCCUUCAUUAUUAUUAAUUUUAAGUCAUACAUGGCUCUCUUGCAACAUGAAAGAGUCACUAGAACAAACAGGUACACACAUGCAUUCAUAGAGCAUUUAAUGCUAUGCUCACAAUGGUCACAGAAAAAACUUUAAUCUGACAAAAGUAAUAAUAAAUAAAAAGUGAACGUUAA